Rasamsonia emersonii CBS 393.64 is the source of this 1479-nucleotide messenger RNA. RefSeq lists its product as uncharacterized. Gene Ontology annotation, cellular component: fungal-type vacuole membrane. Gene Ontology annotation, biological process: transmembrane transport. The coding region runs from base 1 to 1479 and encodes 492 amino acids. Gene Ontology annotation, molecular function: transmembrane transporter activity. The record is from RefSeq and is a predicted model, not a curated record. The transcript is spliced from 4 exons. Lineage: Eukaryota; Fungi; Ascomycota; Eurotiomycetes; Eurotiales; Trichocomaceae.
AUGUCUGCCUCACUGCAGGAGCUGCCCACCAGCUCUCGUCCCAGCGGACUCGCUCGCUUCGUGACCCGGGCCCUCGACGAGCUGGGUCUCGUCGCGCUGUGGCAGACAUCGUUGGACUCGAAGCUGCUCUGCGCCCAGCGCUUCGUGCGUCUCUUCGCGUACGGCGGCUCGACGCUGAUCCUGGCCGCGUAUCUCUCUGCCCUGGACAUUUCUGACGACCGGAUCGGCCUGUUCAUGACCCUGACGCUGGCCGGCGAUGUGGUCAUCAGCUUUUUCCUCACGCUGUUUGCCGACGCCAUGGGCCGCAAGGCGGUUCUGGCCCUGGGGUCGGCGUUGAUGUGUGCCAGCGGCGUAAUCUUUGCGCUGUUUAGCAACUAUUGGGUGUUGCUGGCUGCGGCCGUUUUUGGAGUGAUUAGUCCAAGCGGCAACGAGAUCGGGCCCUUCCGUGCCGUGGAAGAAUCCACAAUCGCCCAUCUCACUCCUCACGAGGUCCUCAGCGACAUUUUCGCCUGGUAUUCGCUCAUCGGCACCGCGGGGACGGCCCUCGGCAUGAUGGUCUGUGGCUGGAUCAUCAAUCUGCUGCGCGUGACCAAAGGAUGGGACUUUGUCUCCGCCUGCCGGGUCAUCUUCUUUGUAUACGCCGCAGUCGGCGCCAUCAAGUUUCUGUUGACGAUCGGGCUGAGCUCCAAGGUUGAAGCGGCUAGUAAGCAGCAGAAGCAGAAAAAGCAACAGCAACAGCAGCAGAGCUCCGAAACGGAGCCUCUCCUUGCCAACGGACACAGGGAAGAGGAAACCUCGCCAAAGCAGACUCACCGAAAGAUUGCCUUUCUCCCCGCCGUCGAGAUUGAACUCAUGGGUCUUGUUCUGAACCUGUGUCUUCUCUUCGCGCUGGAUUCCUUUGCGUCUGGUUUGGCAUCGCUGUCCUGGGUCACCUACUUCUUCAGACGCAAGUUCAACCUCCCGGAAGGACAGCUCGGAUCGCUGUUCUUCACGACCAGCAUCAUCCAGUCUGUGUCCAUGUUGGUUGCGUCGUCGAUCGCCAAGCGAUUUGGCAAUGUGAAGACAAUGGUCUUCACCCACCUCCCCUCCGCAGUCUGUCUCGCGAUGAUCCCCAUCCCUUCAUCCCUUCCAUUCGCCAUGCUCUUCCUCGUCCUCCGCGCCUGCACCCAGACCAUGGACGUCGCGCCGCGCUCGGCCUUCCUGGCCAGCGCUCUGCCGCCGGAGAAGCGCACCGCCAUCAUGGGCACCAUCAACGUGGUGAAAACCUGCAGCCAGAGCCUGGGGCCCCUCCUGACGGGCGUGCUGGCCGGACGGGGUCUCUUCUGGGUUUCCUUCGUUGUUGCAGGAAGCUUGAAGGCAACGUACGACAUUGGCAUGCUGGUCAGUUUCGGUGGAUUGGACAAGAAGAGGAGGAAAAAGGAGUCGCUAGAGGACAGGGAGGCAGCUGCAGCAGAAAGUCAAGGAGAGCAACGACGGUAA